AUGGAGGCGGCGUAUUCGAUUGACAAGGGCCUGCCGGAUCCCCUGUCUCGUCAAACACUGUCGUUUGCAUCGAGGACUCUCGCUCAGUUCAAUGGUUCGGCGACUACUUUGUUAGAUCAACCGCCGAUAUUCCCCAGAGUGCAACAGCAUCAGCCGCCGCCGUUGGUGCCAGCCAAUCCACUUCAGAGCCCAAAAGGUGGACUUGAAGGAUUGCAGAAUGGCCAUGUGUCCCUCGAGACGAAUGAGGAUAGAGGUUCGGAGAGCACCGAUCGACUGUCCCAUGAGCUGGACUGGGAUACCAACUACAGCACGCCUAACGAGUCGGCGACCUCAGUCUCCCUGGUCUCGUCCAGCAUCCCGCAGCAGCACAACAAGUCUGCGUCGCCGGCUCCCGCAUUACAUGGCUCCCUGGCGUCGCGGCAGACUCCAACGGCAGCGGCUAGACGGCCCAGCAACAGCGCUGCCAUCGCUACGACGACCACUUUAGACCUAUCACGAUACCGACCGCGGUCGUCGAUUCCAUCGAGGUUGUCGACUGGCAUGUAUGCCCAUCAAUGCAUCAUGGCGGCAUACGCGUGUCGAUUGAAUCCAUACGCUCUGCAUAAGAAAGAGCAGGAAGCUCUGCAAGACCAUCUGUGUCAUCUUCAUGUCACCGUCUACCUGAACAUCCGAAACGGCAUCCUCCGUCUCUGGACACGCAACCCUAUGGUGAGUGUUUCCAGGGAGGAAGCUCUCGGCUGUUCCAAGGACUACCGUUGGAUGAACCUCGCCUCCUUUGCCUUUGAGUGGCUGGUGCGCAAUGGCUACAUCAAUUUUGGCUGCGUCGAGAUCCCGCUUCCGCCCGUGCCCCCCAAGAAAGGCCGCCGCAGAGAAGGCCCCGUUAUUGUCGUUAUUGGGGCCGGUGUCGCGGGCCUCGGCUGUGCCAGGCAGCUGGAAGGUCUCUUUCGACAUUAUCGUGAUUCCGAUACCUCGCCGCGGGUCAUCGUGCUCGAGGGUCGACGCCGACUCGGCGGCCGCAUCUACUCGCAUCCUUUACACAGUUUGAAGUCCGCAAACUUACCUAAUACCCUCGUUCCUAAGGCUGAAAUGGGCGCUCAGAUCAUUGUCGGCUUCGACCAUGGAAACCCCCUCGAUCAGAUCGUUCGCGGCCAGCUGGGCUUGCCGUACCAUCUGCUGCGUGAUAUUUCAACCAUCUACGACACAGACGGCUCACCUGUGGAUGAAGUCCAGGACGCCAUGGACGAGAGACUUUACAAUGAUGUGCUUGACCGUUCGGGCGCCUAUCGCCACAAAGCGCUGAUCGUACCUACCGCCGAGGGUGAUCGGAAGCUAAUCGACGCUGGUCGUGACGUCGCUGUUGACGAUGGCGUCACGGUCAGACAGUACGAAGAGGCACGGGCAGCAGGCACAAUCGGUCUGUUGUUCCCCGCGAAGCGCGUGCGUCGUGGAGUUUCCCAUAAGACAGCCGACCUGAAACCUACAAGGGUUCCCCCCCCUACCACUGUUGCCGAUACAGAAGAGCCGCCUGCUGCAUUUACGUGCCAGGCCAUGGGGUGGAAACUAAACGAUGGGAUCACACCAACCGACUCAAUUGACCUCGACUCGAUAGCCAAGCAGUCCGUCCACCAAACCUUUGGGGCCGUGAUGGACGAAGGGUUCAAGCAGUACCAGCGUCUGCUACCCCUGACCCCCAAGGAUAUGCGGCUGCUCAAUUGGCAUCUGGCCAAUCUCGAAUACGCCAACGCCGCCAAUGUAGGCAAGCUCAGUCUGUCCGGCUGGGACCAGGAUAUGGGCAAUGAGUUCGAGGGUGAGCAUUCGCAGGUCAUCGGCGGAUACCAGCAGCUACCGUACGGGUUAUGGUCGCUCCCGGAGAAACUUGACGUGCGCACAAACAAGAUUGUGACCCAGAUUAGCUAUGACCCUACCUCGUCCGCCGGACGGCCAGCAGUUGUACACUGUGAAAAUGGCGAGACUUUUGCCGCGGACAAAGUAAUUCUUACGACAUCGCUGGGCGUGCUAAAACGCCAAAAAAUCAAGUUCCAACCUCCACUGCCAGCAUGGAAGACCGGCGCCAUCGACCGACUGGGCUUUGGUGUUAUGAACAAGGUGAUACUUGUCUUCGACAAACCGUUCUGGGACACCCAACGGGACAUGUUUGGCCUACUACGCGAACCACCCAACAAGGACAGCAUGAUCCAAGAAGACUACGCGAAGAACCGUGGUCGAUUCUAUCUGUUCUGGAACUGCAUUAAAACCACUGGGCUCCCCGUGCUCAUUGCGCUGAUGGCCGGCGACGCCGCGCAUCAAGCCGAAACAAUGCCCGACAGCAAAAUCAUCGUCGAAGUCACGGCGCAGCUGCGCAACAUCUUCAAGCAUGUCGCCGUGCCGGAUCCGCUGGAGACUAUAAUCACGCGGUGGGCGUCCGAUCGGUUCACGUGUGGAAGCUAUUCCUUUGUCGCCGCCGAGGCCCUGCCGGGCGACUACGACCUGAUGGCCCAGUCAAUCGGGAACCUGCACUUCGCCGGCGAGGCCACCUGUGGUACACACCCGGCCACCGUGCACGGAGCAUACCUGUCCGGCCUACGCGCGGCGUCGGAAGUGAUGGAAUCGAUUCUGGGCCCGAUCAAGCUUCCGACCCCGCUAGUCCUGGAGAAGGGAAAGACGUUUGAACCGCCCCCCGCGCCGACAGUUUCAACAGGCCAGAAACGAAAGGGGCCACCCUCUGCCGAAGCUUUGCUGGGCCCCGGUCUAGCACCAAGUGAACCUGCGCCAACACCCACCGACCCCCUCCGCGAAGCUUACGAAAAAGCCAUCCAGGCCGCCAUCCACGCAGAACUGGGCGCACCGGAGCCACGACCGGCCAAGACGGGACUGAACCCUUUCCUCCUCUAUCAGAAGGACUACUGGCACAAAUGUAAGGAGCAGAGCGACGAGGCCGCCCGGACCGCCACCAACAACCCCAACGCCCGGGCGGCGCGCGAUGAGGUCCGCCACGCGCUCGGCCAGAUGUGGCGCGCAGCCAGCGAGGCAGAGAAACAGCCGUACCUGGAGCAGAUAGAGGUCAACCGGCAGACGGGCGCGGAGGUCGAGGCGCGCUGGAAGCAACGAACGGGCGAGUGGGAGAAGCGGGCGGCCGAGAUACGUAGACGCUGGUGUGCCGACAAUCCGUUCGAGAGGUGGACUUCUCCUCGGCGCCGGUGA
Molecule: messenger RNA, 3201 nt
Organism: Penicilliopsis zonata CBS 506.65
Lineage: Eukaryota; Fungi; Ascomycota; Eurotiomycetes; Eurotiales; Aspergillaceae
Exons: 3
Coding region: 1-3201 (1066 amino acids)
Molecular function (GO): oxidoreductase activity; protein binding
Source: RefSeq, a predicted model, not a curated record